This is a messenger RNA of Durusdinium trenchii, 756 nucleotides long. Lineage: Eukaryota; Dinophyceae; Suessiales; Symbiodiniaceae. The record is from the annotation of a GenBank genome assembly.
AUGGUGUUUCUGAGCUUUAACUCCGCGAUCACUGCGCCAGACGAUGUGGCAGAGCUGCAUGGUGAAGACCAGGAUGAUGGUGGAAUGCCUGAUGGGCUAGCUUUGAGGUUUACAUGGGUGGUUUGGCAGCAGCGGGCUGCAUCCAAAACGGUGCCCUACGAACAAGCGACGAAGCAGCUUGCAACCAUGGCUUCGGUGGAGGAUUUUUGGCAGACUUGGGAAGUCUUGCCACAACCCAGCGAGCUGCUGACGAGGCGAAUGGCUUCGAAGACGUCUGACGCCGAGGCGGAGACCCCACUGGUCGACGCCUUGAUGAUCUUUCGCCAAGGGGUCUUGCCACAGUGGGAGGAUGCUGCAAACUCUGGUGGUGGGCACUUUCAGUUUCACUUCAAGACCUCCAUGGGUGGUGCGCAGAUUGAUGAGUACUGGAACAACGUCGUGCUGGGCACUCUGGGGAACACUUUGGAGCCUGCGGACAUGAUCACUGGUUUGCGGCUGGUGGACAAGGUCACCGGCCUGAAAGCCGGAGUGCCCAGCACCAUCCGCAUCGAGGUCUGGUUUGGCAGCGCCCAGGAUCAGCAGGCGGUGGCUGCACUUCAACGCAACGUGGAGUGCUGUUUGGCCACCCGAACACUGGAGGGACGCCUGGGCAAUGUGCCCAAGGCGGAGCUCAAGGUUCACAAGCUCACGCGGCAUCAACGAGAGAAAAGGCCGUGCCAAAGCUCCACCCAAAGCAGAUUGAUGCGGACCAAAUAG